GGGACCCGGGAGGAACGGCAGGUACACUUCAAACUCUAUCGGCGGUUCGAAAUUCCCACUUUUUCCGUAGAGAUUCUUUUCUUCGUACUUGUUUACAGCGUCCUAGUUUCAGGAAUGGAUCAAAGCAGUGAGGGAUAUAUGAAAAAGAUUAGCAGUGUGAAUCUUGACAAACUUAUAAAUGACUUCUUACAAAUAGAAAAGAAAAUGAUAGAAACCAGUGGAAAGAACAAUAUACUAGAUAUUCAGUUGGAAAAGACUAACAACUUAUUAAAAGUAAUGCAAAUAAAGGAGGUCUCAAUGAAAGAAGAAUGUGCUACUCUUCAUAGUAUGAUAAAAGGGCUACAACAGACCAUUGAAUAUCAACACAAUUUGAAAGGUGAAAAUGAACAACUAAAAAGAAAUGCUGAUCUUAUAAAAGAGAAGUUAAAAUCUCAUGAACAGGAAUAUAAGAAUAAUAUUGCCAAACUUGUAAGUGAAAUGAAAAUCAAAGAAGAGGGAUAUAAGAUAGAAAUAAGCAAACUUUAUCAGGACAUGCAGAAAAAAGUUGAAUCAAAUGAAGAAAAGCACAAAGAAGUAAUAGAGAAAAAGGAAAUGGAAAUUUCAGAGUUAAAUGCAAAGUUAAGAACUCAAAAAAAGGAACAACAAAAUGAAAUAGUCAGGCUACAACUAGAGUUUGAUGCCAAACUAGCAAAAGUUCAGAUUAAAUCAAAAUCAUAUCUGGAUUCUACAGCUUUGCCACAAAGUAUCUACAGAAGGAAGCUUCAACAUUUUCAAGAAGAAAAAAACAAGGAGAUUGCAAUUCUUCGUAAUACCAUUCGUGAUUUAGAGCAGCGCCUUUCUACUGGCAAAGAUUCUCACUUUAAGCGAAGACGGUUUUGAGCAUAGCAGUAAAUUCAUUAGUUGCUAUUUAAUUUCUUUAAAAGCAAUUGAAAAAUUCACUUCCAUUUUCAAUAUAAGCAUACCACCUAUAUAAUAACACACAAAAACUACAGCUUUAGACUUUUUAAAAUUGAGUUUAUUUAGACAAAUCCAUACCUUAGCCACUUGUGUGCUACAUUCUUAA
Lemur catta (Ring-tailed lemur) is the source of this 1063-nucleotide messenger RNA. RefSeq names its product coiled-coil domain containing 152 (gene CCDC152). Bases 115 to 879 code for a protein of 254 amino acids. Lineage: Eukaryota; Metazoa; Chordata; Mammalia; Primates; Lemuridae. The transcript has 9 exons. The record is from RefSeq and is a predicted model, not a curated record.